AUGGGAACGGCUCAAGACGGGCCGUCCCCGCCGUCGGCCUCGACGCUCUGUUAUUUUGUCACGUCUCAGCUCCCUGGAUGUGCGAGAUGCAGCCUUUCGCUGCACUUCAGGUGUCCGCACACCCGGACGCUGGUGGUGGCGCGGCCUAACAGCUUGGUGUUCGUUCACCCGAAAACAAACCCCGCGCGCGGCCUGUCGGCCGUCGCGGACAAGCGUGAUAUUCCUGCUCUGGAGAGCGGCAGUGCGGAAGAUGGCCACGCCGACGUGCAUAUGGGCGAGGCUUCUCCUGUCAAGGAACCUGGUCGCCAGAAUCAAGCCGUCUCGCUGGCCGAUGCAGGAGCCACUACAUCGCAUCGCGACACGCAGCGGCACGAUGAGGGGGCGGAAGAGGACGAGGAAAAUGAGGGCGAAGAAGAAACGUCUUGGACAUCUGGUGAGGCUUUCAACCCUAUCACCCUUCCUCUGUAUGCUGAUGUCUUCUGCAUGGCGGCAUUUCCUCGCGUCACCGACGCCUCGCGCACCUCGAGGCAGGAUGGAAGCUCGCCGGGGGAGUUGGAGGACCUCCUCGUCCUUACAGACCGACAGAUUCUCCUGCUUCUUCGUUACGACGAAGAGAAACAAACUGUAGUGACACUCGAGAGUGUCGAUCUGAAGGAGCCCGGCUCGCGCUUCGUGGACGGCGGUCCUUUGAUGGCCGUUUGCUCCGCCACGCGCUGCAUUGCGGUCUACCAGUACGAGUCGCUUCUUCAGUACAUUCCGCUAAGCAGCGCGGCUGUCGCGUGUUCCCCAGCUUCUGGUUCUCGUGUGAGGGGCCUGUCGCCGUCCUCGUCGCGGAGCCGGGGCGGAUCACUGUUCGCGGGGGUUCGUCUCUUUCGUCUCGAUGAGCACAACCUCCUGGAUAUGUGCUUCCUUCCGCCCGAGGAGAGCUACCAGACAGCUUCGUCGCGCCUCCGCCCCCAGGUCCACGGCCGAAAAGGCAGCGUAGAAGGCGCCUCGCAUCGUUCAGGGCCCCGCUUCCCUCCCCGAGGCGAGACUCCGACCGAAGCGCCUUCCUCCUCCUUCUCCUACUUCGCCUGCGGGCACGCGAACGGAUGCGAGUCAGGAGCGCCGGCCGCAGGCGACGCGGGCGCCGUGGGCUCGCCCGGCUUCCUCUCUGCGCAUCUCUGCGUGCUGUUUGAAACGGCACUCGGCGUUGUCUCCUCUGCCACGGGAAGCCUCCACCGUCUGCAGAGACUAGUGAAAGCUGUGCGUCUGCCUCUCGAUGACUGCUUGUACCCCUCCAAGUCCUCUUCGCCGCUCACGUGGACCUCGCCCUACCUGCCGCAGCCUCUGCGCGUCAAGGACGGCAGCACACGCCUGCUCGCGCCGGCGGUCGUCUCCGCCUCGCGCGGGCGCCGAGCCCGAGGUGCGGAGGCGCAGGGAGUGGCGGAAGCGGACGCGCCGUGUCUGCUGAUUCUAGGUUCGGACGAGAUCUUUUAUCUCCAGUUAUCGCGCACCCUCGAUACUCGCGGCCAGAAUAUCCCGGCGCUCGGCGCCACGCGCCUCGACGGCGGCGUCAUGGGCCCUGUCGUUCUGCGGCACCGCGGCAUGCCACCGGGGUUGCACGAAAUCGUCGCCGUGGAGCAAAUGCGCGGCGACGGCGAGCAGGAAGGCGCGCCCGACGCCGCUGGAGCGCCGCAGCGAAGCAAAGUCUUCCUUUUAGGCGACGUAAUGGGGCAAAUCUACAUGCUCAUUCUCUUCGAGACCUGUCUGCUCGGAGCGACCGUGGACCGGCGCAGGAUGCUGGGGCUAGAGAGCUCCGCUUCCUCGAGUAGCUCCUCAGUUUGCGCGAAUUCCUCGGCGCCGCGCGCGGCCCCGUGGGUGGCGACCCGCAUGUGCGUGGAGUGGUUAGGGCAAGCCUCAGAGCCGACGGGUUUGUCUUACCUGGGCAACGGCGUCCUCUUUGUCGCGUCCGCGACCUCAGACUCGCUCUUGCUUCGCAUUCUCGACGUGGGACGCUCAGUCCGCGCCCUGCAGCGCGACCUCGAAGGGCCCCACUUCGGGGGCGCCGAAGCCGCGCUCGACGGAGAGGCGGGCGGCGAGGACGGAGGCGGACUCGCGGGCAGGAAGGCGGCGCGGGGGAGGGACGGCCGGCUCCAGCUCCUCCAGGUCUUCCCCAACCUGGGGCCGAUCAUCGACUGCUGCGCGGCAGAUGUCGAAGGCCACGGGCAGAGACUGCUGAUUGUCGCCUGCGGCCAGGGGCGCAGCACGUCCCUGCGCUUCAUUCGAAGCGGCGUGGCGCUCCAUCCCGCCUGCCGCAGCAUUCCUCUCGCGGCGCCUCCACAGGGCCUGUGGAGCCUCGAUUUGUCUCUUCUCGACUUCCUCCUCGCGGGCGCUCGGCGCAGAGUGAAGCGUGCGAGGGGCGUGGACAGCGGCUCGAGUCGAGAAGAGAAAAGCGCGCGGCCACAUGCAGCGCCGCGCGGGCCGCUCGCGGUCCUCGCUUUCCCCCGCGAGACGCGGGUGCUGGGGUGGCGCGUGAAGCACGAGAGCGAAGAUGAAGAGGCCGAGAAAGCCGCGCACCCGGGGUCCCUCGACGUCAACAUGGGCGACGCGGCCUCGGAGCGUCGUAGCCGCAGGGGCGAGAGGCGCGCGCGGGAGGUGGUGCUUGCCGAAGUCGAUCGCGUCUGUGGAACCGCGGCGGUCGCGGGGGGGGGGUAUGCGGGCGCCGGCGGAGACAGGGCUGGCGGCCAGGCGAAGGCUCCAGAGACCUUCGGUUUCAAGCGCGACGCGACGACCCUGCUCGCGGCGAUCGUGCGCCUCGCGGACCAGUCGCGGAGAACGAAGGCCGAGAGCGAGGAGAAUGGAGACGCAGAGGUCCUGCCUCUCUGCUGUCGGCCGGCGAUCCUUCAGGUUCUUCCCGCUUCGCUGCGUUUUAUCGAUCCCUUCUCCUUUGCACUCCUCGCUGAGUUCUCGCUCGCCUUCUCGCCCGGCGCCGAGUCUCCGCUUUCGCUGCACGCCGCGUCGGGAGAGGCUGCGCUGGCGCCGGCAGUCUCCUUCGCGGCCUCGGUGUCCCUUCCGUGCGCGGAGGCGCGUGGAGACCGGCGGGGCGAUGCCCUCGCGCUCGCGCUGGAUCAGGGCUACGUGGCGUGUCUCGAGUUGUUGCCGGGGGGAGAGGACAAAGUGCUUGCCGUCGCGCCUCGCGUACGGAGUGUGCGGAAGGUCUGCGAAGAGAUCGCCGCGUUCCACGCCGUCGGGCUCGACGCGCUGGCCUUCGAGGAGCCGCGCAAGAGGGCUGAGGCGCAGGACGGCAACGCAGAAGAGAGCUGCACCACCGAAAACACCGGCGAACCGGGCGACGAAGGCCUCGCCGCCGUCGCGGACUUUGAUCAAGGCAAAGUCGUCCUGCUCGCCCUCCCCUCUCUCAAAGAACUCGCCUCCUGCGAGGCCUACGGAGACGACAUCGGUAUCCGCGUCUCCUCUGUCCUUCUCUGCACGAUGGAGGAUAGCGCGUGGCUCUUUGUAGGCCUCAGCGACGGGCGCUUGGUGUCACAGACUCUCGCGGUUUCGCGCGCGACCUCGCGCGCCUUCUCUGUGCGCCUGGCGCAGCGUAAGGCCGUCCACGCAGGCAGCGAGCCCCUGCGUCUCUUCCCGCUGCCUGAGAGGCGCGACGUGCUGCGCGCGCUCCACAAGAAGAGCAAGCGACUACGCGCAGACCGCGGCUUCUCCCGCGCCGAGGCGCACACGCACAUAUCUUCUGCCUCUUCUGCCUCCUCAGCGUCGGUGCCAGCACCGCAGGGCGGAGUGGAGCGUCUCUGCGUCUGCUGGGAGGUGAAGCGGCUGACUGAGAGGAAUCUGGCGGGCGUCUUCUGCAGUGGCAACCGCCCUGCGCUGAUCCACGCCUCCAAGACGGGACAGCUGCAGUUCAAGGAGGUGCCCUCCUGCGGCGUGGGCGCCUUCGCGGACUUUGCGUCGCCCUUCACAGACGCGCAGCUCGGCGUCCUUUGGAUCCACGUCCCGUCUGCGGCCGCCGCGCUGGAUCCCGGCGGAACUUUCUCGCGCGGGGCGACGGGCGCACACCCCCCAGCGCCGCAAGCCGCUCAAACCGCGCAGGCGGCGCCACUUCUCUGCGUCGGCGUGCGCGAGCGGGCGCAGCGGCUGCAGGUUCGCGCCUUGCCCAUCGGUCGCACCGUCGACGCGCUCUGCGUCCUGCCGGAGGAAAACCUCAUCGUCCUUGCCUGCCCGCGAGAAGUGGUGCAUCCUGACGGUUUGGUGAUGCCUUCGUGUCUGCUCUUCGUGGAUCCUCUCACGUGCGCCGUCGAGGGCUGCUACCUGAUCCCCGCGGCGCAGCACAUCGCGGCUGCCAUCUGCGUGGCCUCGCUAGAUCCUGCGCACCCGGCGCUGGCGAAGAGUGUCUCGACGCCGUAUCUCUCGAGAAAAACCGCGAAAAAAGCGGUCUCUGCCGCGACGAGCGCGCGCGGGCGCGCCGCCAAGAGCGAUCGCGAGCCCGACGACAGAGACGCAGCGGCCACCGGCGCGGAGGAAGCCGAGAAACGAAGGAGGAAGCGAUCUCUCCUGUGCGUGGGGACUGCCGAGGUCGUGGUCAGCGACUCCGAGCCCAAAGAAGGCCUUAUCAUCCUCCUCGACGUGCGCCGCGGGGCCGACGGCAUACUAGUGGUGAAGCCCGCCGCACACAUUCACGAGGUCAAGAGCGGCGUGCAGCACCUUCGGUCGUUCCAGGGUCUUCUCCUGGCUGCAUGCAAUCAUCGCGUUCGUCUCUUUGGCCUCCGCGAGGAGGUGCAGGACGCGUCUUUUGCGUCGUCUCGCGUCGGGGGCGGCAGUGAAGCCUCUGAAGCGAGUUUCGACCCGGCACGAGGUGGAGAGGGCGGCUUCCACGCCGAUUUGGGCGGAGGGCGGCGACCGCGCAGGCGCGAGGAAGGGCGCGAAGUCGCUGAGAUGCUCCAGGGACACCUCGAGCUCGUCUGCAGCCACUCUUCGAACGCCUACGUCUCUAGCGUCGACACCUGGCGCGACGAGGUCGUCUGCCUCGGCGACAUGGUGGCCUCCGCCGUGCUGCUGCGCUUCAACGCGCGAGAUAAAGCCUUCAAAGAGAUCGCGCGAGAUACGAACGCCUGCUGGGCGCUAGCGGUGUCGUGCGUGACUCCGGAUCUGCACUACUUGGCGGAUGCAGACCGAAACAUUUGGCUUCUGCAGCGCGCGUCGCUGACUUUGUCCGAGGAGGGCGACGCGACGCGCGCGCCGCCGCCCUCAGCAGACGCAUGCAGUCUUUGCGGCCGCGCGCCGAACGACUGUUUGUGCAGCGCGGUGUGCGUGCGCAUGUCGGGCGUCUCCUACAUCCACGCGGGCGCGUCGAUCAACAAAAUCAUCCCCUUCCCCACCCACGAGCGCUACGUCGCGACUCCGCGCCGGAGGGGCGCUGCAGAGGCCGCCAGGGUCCGCGGUCCGGCGGCAGACGCGGCGGAGGCGGCGGAGGCGGCGGGCGCCCCUGGCGGGUCGGAGGGAGGAGGGCGCGGCGCGGCGCGGGCGAGCCACGGGCGAGAGGAGACGCGCGGGGUGCCGCUCGUCGUGGGCAGGAACUCCAAGCUCUGGGUCAGCUCCGAGGGCUCCAUCGGGCUUUUGCUCCAGAUCCGCGACGAGAAAACGUUUGCGAGACUCGCCGUCCUCCAGGACGCCGUCACAAAGGCCACCAAGAACGUCGGCAAUCUCAGCACCGUGGCGUUCCACAGCGUGAAGGUCGGCUCUGCGACAGUCCCGAGCAAAGGCUUCCUCGACGGCGAUCUUCUUGAGCGUUUUCUGGAAUUUCCAGUCUCUGUUCAGAAGGCGGUCUACGAGAUGGCGCAGCUGAACGGCCGCAUCGCGCAUCUGACGCUUCCCCCACUCGAGACGGUCAUUCAGGAGAUUGAGGAGCUUCAGCGUCGUCACUGA
This is a messenger RNA of Besnoitia besnoiti, 5922 nucleotides long. RefSeq lists its product as uncharacterized. Bases 1 to 5922 code for a protein of 1973 amino acids. Gene Ontology annotation, molecular function: protein binding; nucleic acid binding. NCBI's taxonomy places the organism in Eukaryota, Apicomplexa, Conoidasida, Eucoccidiorida, Sarcocystidae. Gene Ontology annotation, cellular component: nucleus. The transcript is spliced from 16 exons. The record is from RefSeq and is a predicted model, not a curated record.